UCUCAGAAUCCAGGAUCUCACAGAGCAUUUUAUGGAAUUCGAUGAGAGGAAUAUUCAGCAUUUGGGCGAAAAAUUCUCCUUUCUGGUCGAGUACCUUUCUGAGUUACACAGAUUGAUUAAAGACGCUAACCAAACCUUCGGAUAUUGUUGUAUCGUCAUAUAUGUACUCGGAACAAUAUGUAUGGCAAUGGGGGCAUACAUUUGUCUAGUAGAUGGUAAUCUCAAAAAUAUUAUAUUUUUAUGUGGUUGUAUCAGUUUACAAUAUACAUGGUGCAGCGUAGGACAAAAUUUGGAAGACAAGCAUCAGGAAUUGAUAUUUUCUAUUGAAGAUCUACCAUGGUAUAACAUGUCCCCGCAAAUGAAGAAAAAUUAUCGACUUUUUCUAUCAAGUGCUCACAUGCCACUUCAAAUCAGAAUAUAUCCAAAUAUAGAUGUUAACAACAAGUAUUUACUUUCUGUUUUUCAAGGAACUUACACCACAAUUACAUUCUUGAUAAAUUCAAUGAACAGAAGUUGAACACAAUAAUACAUAAUUAAAUGAUUUUUUGAAAUUUAUAACACUUCUAUCGUUCGGAAUGUAGUUAUCACAUCACUUAAUGUCUUGAAAUAAAUUGAAUGUUGAAGGACACAUGCCAAUUUUAAUGCCCAUUCAAAAAAUAUCAAGAUAAUGAACAUGUACAAGAUGAAACAAGAAAUAAUGAAAAUACUUUGCCGAAAAAAUUUCUACACAAAGGAAAAAUUUUGGAAUUACCGUUUAACGUUUUGAUUCGUUUUUGUAUGAUUUGUCUGAAUAUGUUGUAAUAAACGAUUGUAUAC
Messenger RNA from Coccinella septempunctata (seven-spotted ladybird), 816 nucleotides. RefSeq lists its product as uncharacterized. Gene Ontology annotation, biological process: detection of chemical stimulus involved in sensory perception of smell; sensory perception of smell. Gene Ontology annotation, molecular function: odorant binding; olfactory receptor activity. The coding region runs from base 32 to 517 and encodes 161 amino acids. The record is from RefSeq and is a predicted model, not a curated record. Gene Ontology annotation, cellular component: plasma membrane. The transcript is spliced from 5 exons. NCBI's taxonomy places the organism in Eukaryota, Metazoa, Arthropoda, Insecta, Coleoptera, Coccinellidae.